AUGAUGUGCCGCGCUGUGCCACGUCAGCCAUCGCAGCACUUCCUACACGGACAGACGCGGCGGACGGCCACCGUGACCGGGCUGUCAGGUGUGUCCCGCUCUCUGUGUACGGCAACGCCGAGGUCUAGGCCCCUCUCGGCUCCUGUAUCACCGAGCUCGUCUCCGUCGCCGAAGCAGGACCCGCCUGCCGCCGCCCGACAGUCCGUGCAAACCACGAGCCUCACACUAACAGCGGAAUCGGUGUGGGAAACGGUGCCACACUGGUGCGAGCUGUGUUGUGAGCCCGUUAACAGCUGGCACAACCACCUGGGCAAGCGCGACCAUAUGUGUCUCGAGAUGAUCCUAAACGCCGUAGUCGGCAGCAAAGGACUCUGGGAAUCUGACAAAGUGUGGGACAGCAUUGAGCUGUUUCGAAGUCACUACACGAAGCGCCCACAGGGGAAGCCACGAACGCCGUCGCCGAUUGUGCAACGCCUUUUGAAGGAGGGGCUCUACGUGCCAGGUCCCGAUCACCCGCUUGGCAUCUUCUACGACGCCUUCGACCGUGGCGACCCGUACGCGCGGCGAGAAGAGCUGCAUCUGCUGCUCUUGUACUUGAAAGAAUGUGGGAUGCUGUGCCUCACCCCCGACCUGUUCCCUUCAGCGAUCUUCCAAGGACACUUGCUCUUGCACAGCGAGGUGGUACCGGUGCUCACGCGCAUCUUCCCAGACGGGGAGGUGCGCGGAAUCUCAGCACUGUCGCAGAUGGUAACAUGCGCCUAUGGGCUGGCAGCGGCGUAUGAAACGUGUGGGAUGGAGCGGCUGGUGCCGGUCUCCUUGCUGCAACAGCGAGGGCUGAACCCAGAGCUCAUCUCCGCUUUAUCGUCGAUAGAGGAGCUCGACGGCCCUGCGGCAAGCGAUGACGCUACGGGUGGCACCGGCGGCGAAGAAACUCUCGGCGAAGACCCGGAAGGUGGGACUAGCGAUGCAGUCUUAUCGACUGAGCAAUCCAUGGCAAUGCGCUCCUUGAGUGUUGCCAUGCCCCGUGCCAUCCUCGGCUCCCUCCGCUGGGCCCUCGCUCCAGAGGACACGAGCCCCCCGCCGAUCAUCUUUCAGGACCACAAGCGCAACGCUUACUUGACCACCUUGGCCGCGCGCGCAGCACGCCUGCUGAUGUCCGAACUGAUCUUUGGGCGCAUCUCCGAGUACGUGUACCAUUUGGAGUACGUUCUGCGUACAGACUUCGGGCGGGAGUAUCUGCACCAUCGAUACGACAGUCACCGAGGGGCGGACAAGGCCAGCGGCCGCGCGGCCUCGCCGCGCUGGCUGCGCAAGCAGUGCAUUACCCCUUCAUUGUCGAACGAGGGAACUGUUGCCUAUACAAAUGGUGGGCUCGCCGCUCAUGGGCUUAACGGCACCGCGGCGGCUGAGUGUGCCGUUCGGAUGCAUGAUGAGGCGCGUAAGGCGCGCAUGCACCAGCGCCGCGGACUGCUCAAGGCGCCACUCAGUUCCCCCAUGUCCCGCCACGUACGCUUUCGGUGA
Molecule: messenger RNA, 1521 nt
Organism: Leishmania mexicana MHOM/GT/2001/U1103
Lineage: Eukaryota; Euglenozoa; Kinetoplastea; Trypanosomatida; Trypanosomatidae
Exons: 1
Coding region: 1-1521 (506 amino acids)
Source: RefSeq, a predicted model, not a curated record